AUGUGCCUGCAGCACCGGGGUGAACCGUCACAGCAGCGGAUCCGUUUCGUUGCGGCCACGCGGCAGCGCAACAGUGCCAGGGAUCCUACCUUGUUGGACUUCCUUCCAUACCACUUCCUCCUGGUCAGUGCAGGAGAUCGAGGUGAUCUCACCUGGCGCGACAUCACCCAUGGCACCGAGGUGGCCGAGCAUCGGACGAAGAUGGGCCCGGCCACGUGCUUGCGGCAGAACCCCAAGAAUGCCGUGAUGCACUUGGGCCACGACAAGGGCAGCGUGACCUUGUGGACUCCGACCAUUAAGGAGCCAGUGGUGAAGAUGGCCUGUCACAACGCCAAGGUGACUGCGCUGGCAGUGACUGGCAACUACAUGGUCACUGCUGGCGCAGAAGCAAAGUGGAAGGUUUGGGAUCUGCGCACCUACAAGGAGCUUCACAGCUACUACAGGCAGCACGGCCAUGGUGUCAACAGCAUGGAUGUGUCCAUGACUGGGAUGCUGGCCAUGUGCUGUGGCGGCUUUUUCGAAGUCUUCAAGGAUGUGUUCUCCACCGCCAGGGAAACCAAGCCCUACAUCAAGGAGCAGUACAAGGGAAGGCAGAUCGAAUGUGUGCGCUAUCGCCCCUUUGAGGACGUGUGCUGUGUGGGGCGCUCGGAUGGCUUCGGGAGCCUCGUGGUGCCUGGCGCGGGGAAGGCGAACUUCGACUCUUUUGAGGCGAACCCCUUCGAGACCAAAUCUCAGCGUCGAGAACGCGAGGUGCAAUCUCUGCUUGAGAAGCUGCAGCCGGACUCCAUCAUGCUAAACCCCGACGACAUUGGUCAAAUCGACCGGGAGGUGGUCAAAGUUUGGAGGGAUAACUCCAAGAAGGAAGAAGAGGCGAAAGCGAAGGAGGAGGCUGCCAAGAAGAAGCCGGUGAAGAAGAUGCGGGGCAAGAACAAGGUGGGAAAUCGCAUGAAGCGCAAGGCCUUGAAGCAGGGCGCCGAAGGGAGGCAGAAAGCGCGGAACCGCCUGGCGGGGGAGAAGGCAGAGGAUGCACCCCGCGGCGCGACCGGGCGCGGCUUUCGCCGGAACGAGGGGGACGAGUCGGACUUCCACAGCCCGAUGAAUCUGGAAGAUGCGUGGGCCGACGAAGCACAAAGGCUUCUUCGUCAGCACCGUCAAAACUGCGACUUGGAGCCCUUGAACAUCUUCGCACCCAGGCCUAGACCUGUGAAGCGGCCUUUCGAAACCCUGGAGACGGCCUUUCAAGUGACCUGCCAGGUCAUGGUCGCAUUGCUCUCGCCGCGCGUCCAUCCAUGGAUGCGGAGAUUGUCUGCAUGCCUUCGCAUGCAGCGGACCUAUCCGGAGGUGCUUCCAGCUCCCUCUUUGUCCGUGCUAGUCUCGGGUUUCCACGCCAAGCUGGUGCUGGACGUGGCCAAUCGCUUGUCCCUGCCACCCUUUCGCUGGGCACAGUACCGGCCCGAGCCAGAAGAUUUGCUUUGUCCCUUGACCGUCCACGGCCUUGAGCUGAAUUUGUUGGGUGCCGUGGCGGGGGUCUUCAUCGGCCGAGCGGCCGUGGAAGCGCGACAGGUUUUACAGGGCCUCGCCUGUGUCGCUGCUUCAAUGUUACCAGUUUCAUUUCAAUCGAUGUUCCUGGAUCGAACCGUUCCCUUCGCAGCUCCCUGUGCCGCACUUUUCUUCCAUAUGUCUUCCUGUGCAGUCCUCUCCCCCUUCGUGGUCUCCAGCAUGGCGACUCUUCUCCAAGAGGCUCAACUUCACCGCUGCUUGAUCCUGUCAACGUUGGGGCACUCGCUGCGCAGGGGCCUUCGCAGAUCCCUCAAGAGGCGCCAGCAUGGCUGA
Messenger RNA from Durusdinium trenchii, 1833 nucleotides. NCBI's taxonomy places the organism in Eukaryota, Dinophyceae, Suessiales, Symbiodiniaceae. The record is from the annotation of a GenBank genome assembly.